AUGCAUUGGAAAGGCCUCAGACUGGUGGCUGAUGGUAGCUCCAAGCGACAGAGCACCAUCGAAGACCAGUCCCGUCGCAGUGAACACCUACCCCGUCCGCUCCCUCCAGCCACCGAACCCAGAUUAUCGGAGUCUAUCCCUCGAUCUCCCGCCAUCAAUACACCAGGCCCGCCUUCGCGGGGUCGUCAGGCACCAGAGGGGGAGGGGUUACCUCAUUCGAACUUCGCUGGUCCCUCCUCGGGGGACACUUCGAGCUUGCGCCGCAAUCGAUUCAGCUUCAUGAGACUCCGCCAUGCCUCCGAUCCCCAACUCUCCAAGACUUAUACCAAGGCGGGCCAAGAUGCUCCGCCAGUGCCUUCCCUACCGCCUCCCACGAUCAUUACUACCGCACCGACAAGCCACGAGCUCGACCAGCCUGUGAAACAACGAUCCAAGCUCAACUUCCUUCCAUCGUCCCGCAAACAAUCUAUGGAAGAGUUGCCCCGGUCUUCGACGGAACUACCUAGUGGCAAGUCUCGUCGGAGGGGUCAGGGAUCCGCCGACUCUCAGGCUGCCGACUCCGCUCUCGCAACGGCCCAGAGUAUCCCGGAAGAGCCCGGGCGGCUGUCAACAACGUCUCGGGGGAACCGGGAUCAUCACAGCGACUCACAGCGCUCGUCAGUGAUCGAUCCUCGCUUCUCCGAGUCCUCUCGGUCAGAUCAGAGCUAUGGAGACCAAACAGUGACGCGAACCAAUUCCCCGCGCGAUGCACCGGGUGCAACAGCAACAAAGCGAUUCCGUAUGCCACGUUUGAAACGAACUCGAAGCCCUCUAUUCCCUCUUCCUCCAAAAAUCCCGCAAUCGACUCAAGUGACGGAUGAUGGACCAAGAUUCCCUCCGGUAGAUACACCAAAGUCCGAGCAUUCGGAUAAUCAGGAUCAAAUAUCACCUCUACCGUCACCAUCUCGAUCCACGGUACAGCUGGCUCCUGCCUCGAGCGUACCGCCCUUGUUCCGAAAUGAUUCGACCAAUUCAGCCCGCUCCGUCCGAUCAAAUUCAUCCUUCAAGAACCGAGGACGGUCGUCUACCAUGGGAUCGCUGGCCGAGAACCAGGAUGACUUGACUCCAUCAACCUAUCUGGCAUCUUCGGGGCGCACCUCAACGUCGACAAGUGGCCGCAAAAGCUUUGGGGAUAUGUUCAAUAUCACACAGCGAUUGAGACAGAAUUCAUCACCUCCAGCACCCCGAGGCUCUCCUGGUGGCUCAUCUACGCCUGUAUCGAAACCAGAAUCAUUUCCGGUCCCCAAGCGAGAAGAGACAGAUACCGCAGCGACAUAUCUUAGUCGACUGGAAAUGUGUCUUCCGCGCGGCAUGAUUGCCGGCGUUCUUGCUCAAUCGGAUGAGGAGUUCUACAAAGUCAGCCUGCGGAAGUACAUGAGAGGCUUCUCGUAUUUUGGUGAUCCCAUUGACAUGGCAAUUCGAAAACUUUUAAUGGAAGUUGAGCUUCCUAAAGAGACUCAGCAGAUUGAUCGAUUUCUGCAGGCAUUUGCUGACCGCUAUCACGAAUGCAAUCCUGGUAUUUUCGUGUCUCCUGAUAAAGCAUACUUUAUUGCAUUUUCUAUCCUAAUUCUACACACCGAUGUGUUCAACAAAAACAACAAACGCAAGAUGCAGAAGCCCGACUACGUCAAGAAUUGUCGUGGCGAAGGAAUCGCCGAAGACAUCUUGGAGUGUUUCUAUGAGAAUAUUUCUUAUACUCCAUUCAUUCAUGUUGAAGACGCCAAUCUUCGUGAUCGCCACCUUGCGAAGCCUCGCCGUGCUUUGUUCAAAACCACCAGUUCUGAAAACCUCGGCCGGAUCAGCCGAGAGCCUGUCGAUCCUUAUACCCUCAUCUUGGAUGGGAAACUCGAAACACUUAGGCCGAGUUUGAAGGAUGUUAUGGAUCUUGAUGAUACAUACGAUCAUUUCGGUACCGCUGGCCCACCAGAUAUGGACAACCUUCACCAGGCUUUUACCAAGUCUGGUAUCUUGCAGAUUAUCUCUCUACGAUCUCGACCCGAUGCGUUCAUGCCAUCUAGUUUGGACAAUCCCCUGGACUCCAACCCCGGCUUGGUUGAUAUCAAGGUCGCUAAAGUUGGAAUCCUCUGGAGGAAGGACCCCAAAAAGAAGCGGGCAAGAUCGCCAUGGCAAGAAUGGGGCGCGAUUCUCACCUUCUCACAACUUUACUUCUUUAGAAAUGUCCAGUGGGUUCGUUCCCUCAUGGCACAACACGAGGCUUAUGUGAAGAAUGGACGCCGCGGAACCCUCGUGUUCAGACCGCCUCUUUCUGACUUCAAGCCCGAUGGCAUCAUGUCGACUAAUGAUGCUGUGGCCCUUUUGGAUUCGAGCUACAAAAAGCAUAAACAUGCAUUCAUGUUCGUUCGGCACAACGCGUUGGAAGAGACAUUCCUUGCCCAGAGUGAGCCUGAAAUGAAUGAUUGGCUUGCGCACCUCAAUUAUGCCGCAGCGUUCAGGACAACCGGCGUGCGCACGAAGGGAAUGAUUGCCACCAAUUACGAGGGCCAGCGCUAUCGCAGAAGCCAACGGUUGGAUUCUGUGUCCUCAGAACUAUCCCAGACGGGCGAUCUGGAGCCUGAUUCUCCUAGCAUUGAUACCGAUAUCGUUGCUGGGUUCAUUGCGGCACGACGAGAGUUGAUGAGCCUCAAGAUUCGUGAAGCAAAUGAAAAGUUGUUCGUCUCACAAAAGCAGCUGGAAGAUCUUUUGCAAAAUGCACGGCAUCUGCAAAUUCUCACUCCGGUUCACGCUCGGGCAAGAGAAGGUGUCAUCAUGGCUGCAGGCCGGCUGUCCGCCAAACUGAAAUGGGUGCGACAAGACAUCUGGCGAAACAAGUGCUACCGCCAAGUCCUUCUCAGAGAUCUAGGAGAAGACGAAGAGGCAGCGAGUAUAGUGGGAUCAUCCAUUGCCGAGACAUCGCAGUCUGAUGCAGCACGCAUGGCGUCCCUUUCCGGGCCAUCUGUAAAGUCUGAGCCGAGUGUGGAGAGAGCUGGCAGCAUUCUGCAUACCGCAUCGAGUCGUGACCCAUCCGAGCAUCCUGUCAUUCCUACGGACCAGACACCGGACACAGGACUGCUCAUCAAACCCUCCAAUGAAGAAUUGCGUCGUCCAAGUAUUCCUGGAUCGACUACUUCAGGCGAUGUUGCUCGCAUUGGUCGUCGUCGCUCUAUCAUUACUCUUCCCGAACGCGCCAAGUCAUACUCUCCCGAUCCUACUACCAUUCAGCUUGAGCGGGAGGCUUCUGUUCUUAGUCGUGGAAGCAAGUGGGAUGGUGCUAGUCUCGCGUCGCGAGCUUCCAAACUCACUGCUCCUGUCAGCUUUGACGAUACCGAAGAGCGCCUCCUCAGGGAAGCUGGUUUAUUGGACGUGAGUGGUUCACCGAAUACACGCAAGGAGGAUGAUGCUGUGGCGCCCACUGCAACCCCCGAGAAACCAGCCGAGGGUUCUACGGAUACAACUCCAGGCGACAGAUCGAGCCGUGUCCGUCGUAGCCUUCACCGCACGUUACGUGACUCUCAUGCCCACAGACACCACUCCCAUUCAAAGAAGAACCGGGGCUCAGUGUCCAGCAUUGGCCAGGAGGAUGAAAGCCAAACCUCUGGUGACGGCGAAGUUCUCUCUCGCAAGGCCCCAAGCUUCACUGUCCACGGAAAGAAGGCAUCCAUUGUCACAUUCGGGUCCGAAUGGCAAAACAUACCGCCUGAAGAGCGUCUCAAGCUGCGAAAGCCUACUCCUCAUGAGGAGCCUAGAACGUCGGAACCCAUCCUUGGCAGCGGCGAGUCGCUGAUAUCGGAGCGCAGCCCAGAACGCCCACACUCCCUGCGUAGCAUGAGCACCACCACCGGUCUCAGUUUGCAAACCAAUGAUGAGAACGAUUUCAAAGACGCACGCGAAGAGCAACCCGAAGAAGAUAUCGGGCGCCCAGCUUCUCAAGUGAUAACCUCUUUCUCAAUUCCCGACACAGAGUCCGACAGUAGCCCCGUGUCACCCACAACCAUUCCCAACAAGGGCUACCUUUCCGCGCCACAACCGGGCAGCUCCCAUUCCCAAUCUUCAACCUCACUGAACGAGCGAAUCAUGGACACUCCUUCGUCAGAGAACCUACGUGAACAAACCGUAGGCGCUUAA
This is a messenger RNA of Penicillium nucicola, 4161 nucleotides long. Its product is annotated as Arf family guanine nucleotide exchange factor SYT1. The transcript has 2 exons. Gene Ontology annotation, biological process: regulation of ARF protein signal transduction. Gene Ontology annotation, molecular function: guanyl-nucleotide exchange factor activity. The record is from RefSeq and is a predicted model, not a curated record. The coding region runs from base 1 to 4161 and encodes 1386 amino acids. NCBI's taxonomy places the organism in Eukaryota, Fungi, Ascomycota, Eurotiomycetes, Eurotiales, Aspergillaceae.